AAUAGUACUUAUAGCAAUUUGUUUGUUUUCUUUUUCAGACACUGGUAUCUGAAUGGUAACUACUUGGUCCUUAUGGUGUCUUUGAUCAUAAUUCUUCCAUUGUCUCUUCUGAAGAACCUUGGUUAUCUGGGCUAUACCAGUGGACUGUCUCUUCUUUGCAUGUUGUUCUUUCUAAUCGUUGUGAUUCACAAAAGCACUCAUAUCCCUUGUCCAUUGCCUGAUCUGGAGCAAGGUCUCGAGAAUGCAACCUUGAAUGCUACCUUAAUGAUGACAGCAACAGCUGCAUAUAAAACAGUUACAAGUGGAUCUGAUGCUGCUUUAACACACAAUGCAACAGAUGAGGGCACCUGCAAACCAAAGUAUUUUAUCUUCAAUUCACAGACUGUCUAUGCUGUACCAAUUCUGACAUUUGCAUUUGUCUGCCAUCCCGCUGUUCUUCCCAUCUAUGAAGAACUGAAAGACCGGUCCCGCAAGAAAAUGCAGAGGGUUUCCAAUGUUUCAUUUCUGUUUAUAUUUGUUAUGUACCUGAUGGCUGCUCUCUUUGGUUACUUGACCUUCAAUGAAAAUGUUGAGCCAGAAUUGCUUCAUACUUAUUCAAAAGUAUACCGAUUUGAUGUUGUCCUCCUUAUUGUUCGACUGGCUGUGCUCGUAGCUGUCAUUCUGACAGUACCAGUUGUUCUAUUUCCAAUUCGUACCUCUGUUCAGCAGCUGCUAUUUUCAAGCAAAGAAUUUAGUUGGAUACGUCACACUAUAAUCACCUUUAUAAUUCUGGGUUCCAUUAAUUGCCUGGUGAUCUCUGUUCCUACCAUUCGGGAUAUCUUUGGGUUCAUAGGUUCCUCUGCUGCUUCUAUGUUAAUUUUCAUUCUGCCUUCUGCGUUUUACCUGAAACUUGUAAAGAAAGAGCCUAUGAAAUCAAUGCAGAAGAUUGGGGUAUGUACCAAAUUGAUGAUUAGAGUGCGUUGAACAAGUGUGUUUGAUAAAAGCAAACAUCUGAGAUAAGUAGAUUCCCUGCAGAUGCUGGAGAUCUGAAACAAAAAUAGAAAGUGCUGGAGAAACUCAGCAGGUGCGCCAUUCUCUGUGGAGAGAUAAACAGAAUUAAUGGUUUGAGUCCUGUGUUCUGAAGAACUUGAAACGUUAACUCUGCUUUUUCUCCACUGAUGAUGCCAGACCUGCUGGAGUUUCUCCAGCAUUUUCCGUGUUGGAUUUCCUGAUGUCCUUAAAUUUUUACUGCCUUUUUUCACCAUUGCAUAUUAGCAGCAAGUGAUAUGUCUUCUGAAGGAUAUCAUAAAUUGCUCUUACAUUAUCCAAGAAGUUGAGAGAAGUAAGGGAAAAUGUAAUGAGGUGGGUAUUGGGAGGCCAGUCAUGACCACCUUAUAGCUCUGUCAAAUUUAAUUUCACCCAAUAAAAACCAAAAAAACUGCGAAUGCUGUAAAUCAGGAACAAAAACAAAGUUGCUGGAAAAGCUCAGCAG
This is a messenger RNA of Rhincodon typus (whale shark), 1471 nucleotides long. Its product is annotated as sodium-coupled neutral amino acid transporter 2. Gene Ontology annotation, molecular function: L-glutamine transmembrane transporter activity. Bases 73 to 963 code for a protein of 296 amino acids. NCBI's taxonomy places the organism in Eukaryota, Metazoa, Chordata, Chondrichthyes, Orectolobiformes, Rhincodontidae. Gene Ontology annotation, biological process: amino acid transmembrane transport; L-glutamine transport. The record is from RefSeq and is a predicted model, not a curated record. The transcript is spliced from 8 exons.